This is a messenger RNA of Drosophila grimshawi, 4160 nucleotides long. RefSeq names its product ATP-dependent translocase ABCB1 (gene Mdr50). Bases 84 to 4001 code for a protein of 1305 amino acids. Gene Ontology annotation, molecular function: ABC-type transporter activity; ATP binding; ATP hydrolysis activity. Gene Ontology annotation, biological process: transmembrane transport. Lineage: Eukaryota; Metazoa; Arthropoda; Insecta; Diptera; Drosophilidae. Gene Ontology annotation, cellular component: membrane. The transcript has 9 exons. The record is from RefSeq and is a predicted model, not a curated record.
AAGUCUCUUUCAUACUGUCGUGAUAUUCAGUUCGGGUUCAUUCAAACGCCAGGCCGAAAAAUAAGUGCACAACAUUUAAAAUAAUGCCCGCGUCAAACGGAAAUGUUGUCAAGGACGACGACAAUCCCGGCUUAUAUCCCAAGUUAUCCCAAUAUAAAUCGAAUAUUGUUUUGGGCGAUUCAUUCGCUGGCAAAGACAAAGAUCGCCACAGCUUCCAACCAAAUAAGACGAAAAAGAAUGACAAAGCCGACGAAUCGACUGACGGCGAUAAGGAUGACAAACCGCAAGACGACGUUAAACCAGUGGCCUUUUUCAAAAUGUUCCGCUAUGCAUCCACAAAGGAUCGUGUGUUAUACAUCAUUGGGUUACUCGGUGCCGUGGCUACGGGUCUGACAACGCCAGCAAACAGUUUGAUCUUUGGCGAUCUCGCUAAUGAAAUGAUUGAGACCACCGGCUCCAACUCCGCGGAUUGGAUUGAUCCAUUUCUGGCAGCUGUGCAAGAUUUUGCACUUAAAAAUACUUAUAUCGGCAUUGUGAUGCUGUUCUGCAGUUACAUUUCGAUCACAUGCUUCAAUUAUGCUGCCCAAUCCCAGAUAAAGACAAUUCGCUCGAAGUUUUUCAAAUCUGUGCUGCAUCAGGAUAUGAGCUGGUAUGAUAUCAAUCAGAGCGGUGAAGUCGCCAGUCGCAUGAAUGAAGACCUGUCCAAGAUGGAGGAUGGCUUGGGUGAAAAAGUUGUGAUUUUUACCAAUUUUAUUGUUGCCUUCAUUGGAUCCAUUGUGCUCGCCUUUGUCAAGGGCUGGCAGCUAUCGUUGGUUUGUUUGACCAGUUUACCUGUGACUUUUAUAGCCAUGGGUUUUGUUGCUGUCGCCACAUCCAGGUUGGCCAAACAGGAGGUGAACAUGUAUGCCGGAGCUGCCGUCGUUGCCGAGGAGGCAUUAUCCGGUAUCCGAACUGUGAAGGCAUUUGAGGGUGAAUACAAAGAGAUUGCUGCAUAUAAGCAGAAAGUGGUUGCCGCCAAGGAGCUGAACAUUAAGCGUAACAUGUUCUCUGGCAUUGGCUUUGGACUGCUCUGGUUCUUCAUCUAUGCUUCGUAUGCGCUGGCUUUCUGGUAUGGAGUUGGAUUGGUCAUCAAGGGGCGCCACGAGGAAUAUUAUGAAAACUACACGCCGGGCACCAUGAUCACAGUGUUCUUUUCGAUAAUGAUGGGUUCGAUGAACAUUGGUAUGGCAUCCCCGUAUAUUGAGGCAUUUGGCAUUGCCAAGGGUGCGUGCGCCAAGGUAUUCCAAAUCAUUGAGCAGAUCCCCAUCAUAAAUCCCCUUGAGCCCAGGGGCAAGAAUCUCAACGAGCCGCUGACGACCAUUGAGUUCCGAGAUGUCGACUUUCAGUAUCCCACACGCAAGGAGAUACCCAUUCUGCAGAAGCUCAACCUGAAGAUUCAACGUGGCCAGACGGUGGCACUGGUGGGUCCGUCGGGAUGUGGCAAGUCCACCUGCAUCCAGUUGCUUCAGCGCUUCUACGAUCCGCAGGAUGGUGAUCUCUACUUCAAUGGCACCAACAUCAAGGAUAUCAACAUUAACUGGUUGCGUGAGCGGAUCGGUGUGGUUGGCCAGGAGCCCGUGCUAUUUGGUCAAUCCAUCUAUGAGAAUAUCCGUUAUGGCCGUGAGGAUGCCACCAGAGAGGACAUUGAAGCGGCAGCUGCUGCUGCCAAUGCAGCCAUCUUCAUCAAGAAACUGCCCAAGGGCUACGACACGCUGGUGGGUGAACGUGGUGCACAAUUGUCUGGCGGACAGAAGCAACGCAUUGCCAUUGCUCGGGCAUUGAUCCGUGAUCCGGAGAUCCUGUUGCUGGACGAAGCAACGUCAGCGCUCGAUACGGCCAGUGAAGCCAAAGUGCAGGCUGCCCUGGAGAAGGUCAGCCAGGGACGCACCACCAUAAUUGUGGCACAUCGAUUGUCGACGGUGCGUCGUGCCGAUCGCAUUGUGGUAAUAAACGCUGGUCAGGUGGUGGAGAGUGGCAACCAUCAGGAGCUGAUGGCUAUCAAGAGUCACUACUAUAAUUUGGUGACCACACAGAUGGGCAAUGAUGAUGGCAGUGUGCUCAGUCCGACGAAUAUCUACAAGAACUUCGAUAUCAAGGAUGAGGAUGAGGAAGAGAUCAAAGUAUUGGAGGACGAUCUCGAUGAGGAUCUAGAUGAUGAUAAAAACACGAAUAAAAAGAAGAAGAAGAAGAAGAAGGACAUGAACGAGACGUCCGCAAUGAUUGGUAUAAUUAAAUUGAAUAAGCCCGAGUGGGUGCAACUCCUAGUUGGAUGCAUUUGCUCAAUUAUCAUGGGAUGUGCCAUGCCCAUAUUCGCUGUACUCUUUGGCAGCAUUCUGGAGGUGAUGAGUUCCACGAAUGAUGACUAUGUGCGCGAGAAUACCAAUCAAUACAGCUUAUACUUUUUGAUAUCGGGCAUUAUUGUUGGCAUCGCCACGUUUAUGCAAAUCUAUUGCUUUGGCAUUGCCGGCGAACGCCUCACGGAGCGACUGCGUGGGCUCCUAUUCAGUGGAAUGCUCAAGCAGGAAGUGGCCUGGUUCGAUGAAUCUGCCAAUGGCACUGGAAACCUCUGCGCCCGCCUCUCUGGAGAUGCUGCUGCCGUUCAGGGUGCAACUGGGCAGCGCAUUGGCAGCAUUAUCCAAUCGAUUGCUACUCUGAUAUUGGGCAUUGGAUUGGCGAUGUUUUACGAAUGGAGUUUGGGGUUGGUGGCAAUGGCAUUUAUGCCCAUCAUUUUGAUAUCAUUCUACAUGCAACGCAUUGUGAUGGCCCAGGAGAACAUGGGUAAUUCGAAAAUCAUGGAGAGUACAACUAAACUGGCCGUUGAGGUUGUCUCAAAUAUUCGCACCGUUGUUUCUUUGGGCAGAGAGGAUAUGUUCCAUCGCACCUAUAUUACAAUGCUGGAACCAGCUGUCGAGAAAUCGAAGAAGAAUACGCAUUAUCGAGGCAUGCUUUAUGGUCUGGCCAGAUCAAUUAUGUUCUUUGCCUAUGCGGCUUGCAUGUCCUAUGGAGGCUAUUGCGUCGUCCAUCGAGGUCUUCCAUUUGGAGAUGUCUUCAAAGUAUCGCAGGCACUGAUUAUGGGCACUGCAUCGAUUGCCAGUGCUUUGGCCUUUGCUCCCAAUAUGCAAAAGGGUAUAAGUGCUGCUGAAACCAUAUUGAAAUUCCUGGAGAGGAAGCCCCUGAUUGCCGACAGUCCUGGCGUCGACUACAGUCCCUGGCACUCGAAUGGCAAUGUUCGCUUUGAAAAAGUGGAAUUCAGUUACCCGACACGUAUCGAGGUUCAGGUGCUGUGUCAGCUCGUCCUGGGUGUGCAAACGGGCCAGAAAGUGGCAUUGGUGGGUCCAUCGGGCUGCGGCAAGUCCACUUGCAUUCAGUUACUGCAGCGCUUCUACGAUGUCGAUCGCGGCGCCGUUCAGAUUGAUGAUCACGAUAUUCGCAAUUUGGCCAUUUCGAAUCUGCGCAUGCAGCUGGGCAUUGUCUCGCAGGAGCCGAUUCUAUUUGAUCGCAGCAUCCGUGAGAAUAUCGCAUAUGGUGACAAUUCGAGAAUCGUUACGGAUCAGGAGAUCAUUGCGUCGGCCAUGAAAUCAAAUAUACAUCAGUUUAUUGCCAAUUUGCCAUUGGGCUAUGAGACACGUAUGGGUGAGAAGGGCGCACAGUUAUCCGGUGGUCAGAAACAGAGAAUUGCCAUUGCACGAGCUCUGAUUCGUAAUCCCAAGAUCCUUUUGCUGGACGAAGCCACAUCCGCAUUGGAUGCGGAAAGUGAAAAGGUCGUGCAAGAUGCUUUGGAUGCAGCUGCUGAGGGGCGCACCACAAUUACCAUUGCCCACAGAUUGUCCACCAUUGUGGACUCGGACAUCAUUUAUGUAUUUGAGAACGGAGUCGUCUGCGAGAGUGGCUCACACCACGAGCUACUCGAGAAUCGUGGACUCUACUACACUUUGUACAAACUGCAAACGGGAGCCAUGUAGCAGAUGUCCAACAUUAUAUAGGCUAAUGAAUUUCGAUCAAUGACAAUUUAGAAUUUUAAAUGCGAUUUUAGUAUUACACUGUAAAUAAUUAGUUUCAUUCAUCAUCCAAACAAAUAUGUACAUAUUUAAUACUUAAGAACUCUUAAUAAUAAUAAAUGU